Messenger RNA from Microthlaspi erraticum, 315 nucleotides. NCBI's taxonomy places the organism in Eukaryota, Viridiplantae, Streptophyta, Magnoliopsida, Brassicales, Brassicaceae. The record is from the annotation of a GenBank genome assembly.
AUGUGCGGAAGCACGACGCAGCUUCAUGGACGCGACGCGGCUCCACGUGUGAGAGAAACAAUCGAGGAACCAUACAUCCGAAGAGCGACGUCCACCUUUUAUGCGACCACCAAGCCGAAGAACUCAGAGGAAGCUACGAGAGAUCGGUGGCUCUUGGAGGCGAGAGCAAAGGCACCACGGUCAAAUCUGGAGACCUGCGACAGGAUGGUCAAAGCCACCGCGUCUGGCAACGACCAUAUCCCAGACGACGACGUAGACACCUUCCUCCGCGUCUGGCAACGACCAUAUCCGAGUCAAAUGGAUCAAACCCUCUAA